Molecule: messenger RNA, 357 nt
Organism: Macrosiphum euphorbiae (potato aphid)
Lineage: Eukaryota; Metazoa; Arthropoda; Insecta; Hemiptera; Aphididae
Source: the annotation of a GenBank genome assembly
AUGAAGAAGUCAUCUAAUAUUAAUCCAAAAAUUGACCAACUUGGUAAAUAUUUCCAAAGUAUAGAAAGUAUGGUAAGAUCUCUACCAUCAUAUAUUCAGAUUAAACUAAAAUCACAAAUCUCUCAACUUGUUCAUAAUGCUGAAUUGGAAGCAGUCUCUACAACAAGUCCACCAAUGCCAACAAAUACUAGAUCAUCAAUAUUAGAUCUAGAGCCUACCUAUCAUUCAAUGUCAUUUCCAAUUUCCUAUUCAUCCACUUACCCAACAACACCUCAUAAUAUGUCUGAACCUCAAAAUCAAGCAAACAACCCAAGUCAUGAUUUACAUGACAAAGAUGUAUACAAAAACUUUUAUUAG